CGAAAGGAACGUUCACUACACUUUCGCACCUCGCUGGCGCUGGUCACGGAAAAGAGAAUAAAUCCAUUGACAUACGAAAAACAAAGGCACGUCCGUGAAUGUGAAAAAUUAGCACACAUUGCCAGUGGUGCGAGCGAGCAGUUGUAUAUUUUAAACAAACAAAAUUGCUCAUCACAGAAUAGAAUAAAUAGAUGACCCCAUGAGGCGUGCAGGGAGCGGCAGCAAAAACACCACAUUGCCGACAGCUGGAGCCAGCCACACUCUCGUUUGGUCGGUCGGUCAGUCGAAAUCGAACGUUUAUUAUUGUAUUGUCAGCAAGAGUAUAAACAAAUAACAACUGACAGAAGUGGCCGAGAAAAAUGGAGAACGUGCGCUUUUCGAUAAUCGAAAAUGAUCUGAAAUGGAACUCGGAAAGCGAUCAGGUCGCCGACCAGGACGCGGACCUGCUCUUCGAGAAGAGUAGCGUUUCGAGUGAAGCCAACUUUGAUGCGGACUUCAGCAAAGAGGUGCAAAAGAUUUUCGACCGCCAGCAACAAACCCAGAACGUGUGGCGCCCGCAAGAAAUUGAUCGUACAUUGUGUGCAAUGCCCAAUGGCCAGCACGUCGUUGAUAUGGUAAAAACGGGAUGCAUUUUGGAACUCAUUCCUGACUCCAGCGACUGCAAUCUGGCUCUGAUUUGCUCUUCAAUAUACGGGAGUGUUGAGAACAUUAUGCAUCUGCUGAACCACUGUAAUGCCGAUCCCAAUGCCACCGACAACAGGGGUCGCACACCCCUUCACUUUGCCUGCUUUCGAGGAAAUGCUCCCAUUGCCAAGGUACUGCUGGAUCGCGGCUCCGAUCCGAAUCGUUGGGAUGCUAGAAAGGAGGUUACGCCGCUGCAUUGCGCUGCCAGUUCCAAAAGCGUUGAGUGCAUUCUCCUGCUGCUGCGGCGAAAGGCGAACAUCAACAUCGGUAUCGAGAAGCUAUCUGCCUUGCACUAUGCCAUAGAUGGGAACGCCGUGGACUGCGUCGAAAUCUUACUCAAGUACGGAGCAGAUCCGAAUACCCCUCAGGUGUACACCGAGACACCUCUGCAUACGGCCAGUGCAUUGGGUUACACCAAGUGCGUUCAAUUACUCCUCAGCCACCAUGCCGAUGUUCGUUCGCAGUUUUAUGAAGGAAAAGUCACGGCUUUGCACUUGGCUGCAGAGAGCGACUACGUGGACUGCGCUCGACUCCUCUUGGAACACAAAGCAGAUGUCGACUGCCGAAAUGCCAGUCAACAAACGCCACUACAUAUAGCCUGUCUCACGCAGUCGAUCGCUACAGUGCAUCUCCUUAUAUCCUACGGCGCGAAUGUGAACGCCACAUACCGUGAGGGCAGAACGGCUCUGCACGCAGCCAUCGUGAAGAAGUCCGAUUGCCUCGACUGCUGCUACGCUUUAUUGACCGCGGGUGCGGACGUUAAUAAGGCCGAUCAUUUCGGAUUCACCCCACUCCACGCAGCAGCGUUUAAUGAGUACAGCAACUGUGUCUUUGCGUUAAUUGAACACGGAGCCGAUGUCACCGCCCGCACCGAUGGACGCGUCUCAGCGCUGUCGUUCAUAGUGCGACGAACUCCCGAGAUAAUACCGAAACUAAUGAACAAAUUUAGCUCCUCGAUCAAGGCCUACGAUAAUGAACUUGGAAAUGUGGACUGCCAGAUUUAUCUUGACUUUCAACCCUUGGUUCCCAGCCGAUCGAUGGAGCGCGGCGAAACGGAGCUGCUUCUUGCAUUAAUAGAGGUCGGGCAAAAACGCAUUUUAAUGCACCCACUCUGCGAGACUUUUCUUUUUCUCAAGUGGCGCCGCAUCCGCAAGUUCUUUCUUAUGAGCCUGGCCUAUCAUACCAUCUUCGUGCUUCUGUUCACCCUCUACGUGAUUGGGGUGUUUGCGCGCUCUUGUAAGGACGGGGCAACUUGCAUAGCACCAGGCUAUGUUUCCACAAUUUGCUACUUUGUAAUCAUUCUGAAUUGUAUUUUGCUCGGAAAGGAGUUGUUUCAGAUGGCACACGGCCUCCACGGGUAUGCAAAAUACUGGGAGAACUGGCUUCAGUGGUCAAUUGUAUUUGGAGUGUUUCUCUGUGUGUCGCCGGAUAUCGUGAGUACUGGUGACUUGAGGGCGGUCCCAAUAUGGCAGCAUCAUGUGGCCGCAGUGGUGAUCCUUCUGGUCUGGCUGGAGCUGAUGAUGUUGGUUGGUCGCUUUCCCAUAUUUGGAAUUUAUGUUCAAAUGUUUACCAAAGUGGCUGUCAAUUUUGGAAAGUUUAUGUUGGCGUACAUAUGCCUCUUUGUGGCCUUCGGGCUAAGCUUUGCUGUGCUCUUUAAUGAUUACCCAGCCUUUGAGAACAUAACAUGGUCAUUUCUGAAGACCAUAACCAUGAUGUCCGGCGAGCUAGAGUUUGAAGACAUUUUCUACGGUGACUAUGCCGUAAAGUUCCCCGUCACCGCCCACAUCAUCUUCCUAUCUUUUGUCCUGCUGGUCACUGUGAUUCUAACCAACUUGAUGGUGGGCUUGGCUGUCAGUGACAUUCAAGGACUGCAAGUCAGUGCCUCACUGGACCGCCAGGUGAGACAGGCAGAGCUUGUAUCGCGUCUAGAGAGUCUCUUCUUUUCGCGACUAUUAAGGAAUGCGCCAGCCCAUUUGAUCCAACUUUGCAAGCGAAGUGCCCUGUUGAGCACCUCUCGCGACAAGCUGCAGUUCGCCUUUCGACCCAACGAUCCGCGUGAUAACCAGUUGCCCGAAAACAUCAAGCUAAAUAUAUACAAACUGGUGGCAGAGAGACGUGACAGGAAUCAGAGUCUACGGCGUCGUCAGUUCGAAAGCAACUACAAUAUCUUCAGUCGCAGUCUGCAGCGCCAGCAACAGUGCCCCCAGAGUCAGAGAGACGUGGCUGAUAGAAACCAGAAUAAGCCGUCACAGCAGCUCUCCCAUUUGAACGAGCUACUGCGUCCGCGGUCCGCUACGAAUGUUCCGCAACAGCUUCGACAGGAGCACGAGGUGACGGUCAACCUGAAGAACCACACAAAUGCCCUGAGCGACGUACGAAUCGAGGUGCAAGCAAUCAAGGCUCAGCUGGUAGAUCUAGUGACAAAAUUCGAGGAGUUCUCAGAGAGCGCUACACGCAAAUUAAACUACAGUGCCGACGAGCUCUGUCGCAUGCGCCAGACUCAAUCGAUCCCCACGGACACGCAUCUUCAAAGUCGCCAUUACUACCGCUAAGUCUGGAUGAGUGUCCACAGAACUGUUUCCAGUUUUACUUUCAUAUAUGUACCAUUAAAGAACAUAAAUAGUUA
Molecule: messenger RNA, 3310 nt
Organism: Drosophila guanche
Lineage: Eukaryota; Metazoa; Arthropoda; Insecta; Diptera; Drosophilidae
Gene: pyx
Product: transient receptor potential channel pyrexia
Exons: 10
Coding region: 360-3236 (958 amino acids)
Biological process (GO): transmembrane transport; monoatomic ion transport
Cellular component (GO): membrane
Molecular function (GO): protein binding; monoatomic ion channel activity
Source: RefSeq, a predicted model, not a curated record